GAGUCAGUCCACAGUGUAAUCUCAGAAAGGAGGGUGUGAGCCAGCGUUUGUAAGUGGAAGUAGAACUUCCCGAACUUCACACAGCACAAGGAUUUUUCUCUCUUCGAUAUGCUGGCUGUCCGCUUCUCUUUAGCAUUGAAGAACUCUUUCCACCGCUGUUGACAAUGCAAGGACGGGCGAGCAGGACUUCAAAGAAGGAGCUGGUCAUUGAGAGUCCUCAGCAGUAUAAGACAGCCACUGACGCUGAGGUAGACGUAGUGGCACAGGUGGCGGUGAAACCAAAAGUGAUUGAGCCCCUGGACUAUGAAAAUGUUCUGGUUCAAAGGAAGACUCAGAUCCUCAGUGAUGUCCACAGAGACAUGCUGCAGUUUCCCCUGGAAGACUUUGAGAUUUCAACUGUGAGACGACACGGACGAACUCUGUAUUCAACAGUGCCUGAAAAUGCAGAGAGGGAAGCCCAAAGUCUGUUUGUCCAAGAGUGCAUUAAAACCUACAAGACUGACUGGCACGUUGUCAACUACAAGUACGAAGACUAUUCUGGAGACUUUCGGCAGCUUCCACACAAAGUGUCCAGGCCUGAAAAACUGGCGGUCCACGUAUUUGAAGUAGACGAGGAUGUUGACAAAGAUGAGGACGCAGCUUCCCUUGGAUCCCAAAAAGGAGGGGUCACCAAACACGGCUGGCUAUAUAAAGGCAACAUGAACAGCGCCAUCAGUGUUACCAUGAGGUCCUUCAAGAGGAGGUACUUCCACCUCACUCAGCUGGGAGACGGCUCUUACAAUUUAAACUUCUACAAGGAUGAGAAGAUCUCCAAAGAGCCCAAAGGAACCAUUUUCUUGGAUUCCUGCAUGGGUGUGGUUCAGAACAACAAGGUUCGGAGGUUUGCUUUCGAGUUGAAGAUGCAAGACAAGAGCACGUACCUCCUGGCUGCAGACAGCGAGGCAGAGAUGGAAGAGUGGAUCAGCACGCUCAACAAGAUCUUACACAGCAGCUUUGAAGUCGCCAUGCAGGAGAAGAGGAACGGAGAGGUUCAUGAUGAUGAUGAACUUGGAAAGUCAGAUAGUUCCUCUGGCAGCAUGGACAGCUUUCAGAGCACGCGAGACAUUGAAUCCAGGAUGAGGAACGAAACCAGAAUGAAGCUGUUCACUCUGGAUCCUGACACUCAGAAACUAGAUUUCUCUGGAAUAGAACCAGACGUGAAGCAGUUUGAGGAGAAGUUUGGCAAGCGCAUUCUCGUGAGCUGCAAUGACCUCUCCUUUAAUCUGCAAAGCUGUGUGGCGGAAAACGAGGAAGGACCGACAACCAAUGUGGAGCCGUUUUAUGUCACCCUGUCACUGUUCGACAUCCAGAACAGCAGAAAAAUUUCUUCUGAUUUCCACGUGGACCAAAAUCAUCCGUCUGUCAGGGGCUUGGUGGCCAACAACAGCAGUCAGUAUCUGAAUGGAGGAGGAGACGCCCACACUGCUGGACAGCGACUGCUUCACGGGGUGCCUGAGGCCGCCAUGCAGUAUCCCAGACUGGGAGUUUUCUCUGUCACAUGUCCACAUCCAGAUAUCUUCCUGGUGGCUCGCAUAGAAAAGGUACUGCAGGGUGGAAUCGCUCACUGUGCCGAGCCGUACAUGAGGAGCUCGGACUCCACCAAGGUGGCACAGAAGGUCCUGAAAAAUGCCAAGCUGGCAUGUAGCCGGUUGGGCCAGUACAGGAUGCCGUUUGCCUGGGCAGCAAGGCCGUUGUUCAAAGAUGCUUCUGGGACACUUGACAAAAGUGCUCGCUUCUCGGCUCUCUACAGACAAGACAGCAACAAACUGUCCAAUGACGACAUGCUGAAACUGCUCGCUGACUUUAGAAAGCCUGAGAAGAUGGCUAAGCUGCCGGUAAUCUUAGGGAACCUUGAUGUUACCAUUGAUAACAUAGCUCCUGACUUGACAAAUUGUGUUACCUCAUCCUACAUUCCCGUGAAGCAGUUUGAUAUCAGCCAGAAGACCAACAGCAUUUAUUUUGAAGUGGAGGAGUUUGUGCCGUGUAUAGCCAAAUGCUCUCAGCCUUUCACCGUCUACAACAAUCACCUCUAUGUUUACCCAAAGCACUUGAAGUACGACGGCCAAAAGUCAUUUGCAAAGGCUAGAAACAUAGCUGUCUGUAUUGAGUUCAAGGACUCGGAUGAAGAAGAGGCUGUUUCACUGAAGUGCAUCUAUGGCCGACCUGGAGGACCGCUGUUUACCAAAAAUGCCUUUGCUGCAGUCUUACAUCACCAGCACAACCCUGAAUUCUAUGAUGAGUUUAAGAUUGAGCUGCCAACCCAGCUUCAUGAGAAACACCAUUCUCUUACCUUCUACCACGUCAGCUGUGACAGCAACAGCAAAGCCAGCACGAAAAAGAGAGAUGUUGUGGAGAUGCAAGUGGGUUACGCCUGGCUCCCCUUGCUCAAGGACGGCCGUGUGAUUAUGGGUGAGAGUCAAAUCCCUGUUGCUGCUAACCUGCCUGUGGGAUACCUCAGCUGCCAGGAGGGUGUCAACAAGCACUCGGGUCCUGAAAUCAAGUGGGUAGAUGGAGGCAAGCCUUUAUUUAAGGUGUCCUCUCACCUUGUGUCCACUGUCUACACUCAGGAUCAACAUUUGCACAAUUUCUUUCAUCACUGUCAGAAUGUAGCAUCUGCAGCCCAAGUAUCAGGAGGAGAACUGGUGAAAUACCUGAAGAGCCUACAUGCCAUGGAGAGUCAUGAGAUGAUCAAGUUCUUGCCCACCAUACUUAAUCAGCUGUUCAGGGUGCUCACUAGCGCCUCCCAAGAGGAUGUGGCUGUCAAUGUCACCAGAGUCAUGGUUCACAUUGUAGCCCAGUGCCAUGAGGAGGGCUUGGAGCACUACAUGAGGUCCUACGUGAAGUUCGUGUUCAAGACUGAGCCAUACACUUCCUCCACAACGAGAACCGUGCACGAGGAGCUGGCUAAAGCCAUGACGGCCAUCUUGAAGCCAUCUACUGACUUCCUUACCAGUAACAAACUGCUCAAGUACUCCUGGUAUUUCUUUGAAGCCUUGAUCAAAUCUAUGGCUCAGUAUCUAAUCCAGAGCAACAAAGUAAGGCUAUCCAGGAAUCAGCGUUUUUCAGCAUCCUUCUAUCACACCGUAGAGACUUUGGUCAACAUGAUGAUGCCACACAUCACCCAAAAGUACAAGGACAACCUGGAUGCUGCCAGGAACGCCAACCACAGUCUUGCAAUGUUCAUCAAGCGCUGUUUCACAUUGAUGGACAGGGGCUUUGUGUUCAAGCAGAUCAACAACUAUGUCAGCUGUUUUAUGCCUGGAGAUCCAAAGACACUGUUUGAGUUCAGUUUGAGUUCUGCUGUCGUGUGCAACCACGAACACUACAUCCCCUUGAACCUGCCCAUGCCCUUUGGAAAAGGAAGGAUAAUGAGGUUUCAAGACCUCCAGAUGGAUUAUUCCCUGACAGAUGACUUUUGUAAGAAUCACUUCAUGGUCGGGCUCCUCCUCAGGGAGGUCAGCGCAGCUCUGCAGGAGUUCAGGGAGAUUCGACAGAUAGCCAUCCAGGUGUUGAAGAACUUGAUGAUAAAGCACACAUUUGACGACCGCUACAGUUCCAAGAGCCAGCAAGCCAGGUUGACCACCCUCUACUUUCCCUUGUUUGGUCUGCUCCAAGAGAAUGUCAACAGACUGAACGUUAAGGAAGUUUCCCCAUUCACCAUCAACCACUCCAACAACAAUGCACGUGAAGAUUUCCUCUUUACCAACGCAUUGACGACUCCUCCCAGGUCCAGCACGUUUCUGGACACCAGCUUGCACAAAGAUGUUUUUGGAGCCAUUUCCGGCACUAUUUCACCUCACGCAUCAUCCACCCCCAACAUGAACUCAGUGCGCCACGCCGACUCUCGCAGCUCGCUCAUCAGCACUGAUUCUGGAAAUAGUCUGCCUGAGAGGAUCGACAAGAGCAGUUCUCUGGACAAGAACCAACCGGCCUCAGCCUCGGGCGGCACCCUGCUGCGAUGUGAUAAACUGGAACAGGCAGAGAUCAAGAGUCUUCUCAUGGGCUUCUUACAUGUGGUGAAAAGCAUGUCUGAGGAUGCACUGUUCACAUACUGGAACAAAGCUUCACCUGCUGAGCUGAUGGAUUUCUUCACUCUAGUCGAAGUGUGCCUCCAUCAGUUCAGAUAUAUGGGAAAGCGAUACAUUGCAAGGGCGGGAAUGAUGCAUGCCCGCUUACAGCAGCUCAGCAGCCUGGAUAACUCUUACACUUUUAACCACACCUACAGUCACUCAGACGCAGACGUGUUGAACCAGUCGCUGUUGGAGGCCAACAUCGCCACAGAAGUAUGCCUGACUGUCCUGGACAUGCUCAGUAUAUUCAUCAUGGGAUUCAAGACACAGCUAUGUUCUGACCACGGUCACAGUCCACUCAUGAAGAAGGUCUUUGACGUGCACCUCUGUUUCCUGCGGAUCAAUCAGUCAGAAACAGCUCUCAAGCAGGUCUUCACUUCACUGCGUACCUUCAUCUACAAGGUUUUCCCUGCACGUUUUUUUGAAGGGCGUUCCGAUAUGUGUGCUGCAUUCUGCAAGGAAAUCUUAAAAUGCUGUAACUCCAAGCUGAGCUCCAUUCGUAACGAUGCAGCCCACUUGCUCUACUUCCUCAUGAAAAGCAACUUUGACUAUACAGGUCGCAAGUCCUUUGUUCGGACGCACUUACAGGUGGUGAUUGCUGUCAGUCAGUUGAUAGCUGAUGUCAUUGGGAUUGGUACUCGCUUCCAGCAGUCUCUGUCAAUAAUAAACAACUGUGCCAAUAGUGAUAAAACUAUUAAGAACACGGCGUUCCCGUCAGACGUGAAGGACCUCACCAAACGUAUCAGAACAGUUUUGAUGGCAACAGCUCAAAUGAAGGAGCACGAGAAAGACCCUGAGAUGUUGGUCGACCUCCAGUAGUCGGCCAAGUCCUACGCCAGCACACCUGAAUUACGCAAGACCUGGCUGGACAGCAUGGCUCGAAUCCAUGUGAAGAACGGGGACCUGUCGGAGGCGGCUAUGUGCUAUGUGCACGUUGCAGCACUUGUGGCAGAAUAUCUACGCAGAAAAGGUAUGUUGAAGCAGGGCUGCUCAGCUUUCCGUGUUGUGACUCCAAACAUUGAUGAAGAAGCAGCAAUGAUGGAAGAUGUCGGCAUGCAGGACGUCCAUUUUAACGAAGAUGUCCUCAUGGAGCUUUUGGAGGAGUGUGCCGACGGACUAUGGAAAGCUGAGCGCUAUGAGCUUAUCUCUGACAUCUACAAGCUCAUCAUCCCCAUUUAUGAGAAGCGCAGAGACUUUGAGAAAUUGGCUCAUAUGUAUGACACACUGCAUCGUGCGUACAGCAAAGUGACAGAGGUCAUGCAUACAGGGAAAAGAUUGCUGGGCACCUACUUCAGAGUAGCUUUCUUUGGCCAGGCAGCGCAGUACCAGUUUACUGACUCGUACACUGAGGGCUUCUUUGAGGAUGAAGACGGUAAAGAAUAUAUCUACAAAGAACCAAAAUCCCCUCUGGUCAAGAUAUCACAGAGGCUACUUAAACUGUACUCAGACAAGUUUGGUCAAGAAAACGUGAAGAUGAUUCAGGACUCUGGAAGGGUUAACCCCAAAGACCUGGACUCUAAGUACGCCUAUAUCCAGGUCACACAAUCCAUCCUUACCUCGAGGAGAAGGGAGCUGGUGGACCGAAAGACGGACUUUGAAAAGAGCCACAACAUCCGGCGCUUUGUGUUUGAGAUGCCUUUUACCAGCUGCAAAAAGCAAGGUGGUGUGGAUGAGCAGUGUAAACGCAGGACGAUACUAACCACCACACAUUGCUUUCCCUACGUAAAAAAACGUAUAGCAGUGAUGUACCAACACCACACUGAUCUGAGUCCCAUUGAGGUGGCUAUUGAUGAGAUGAGCAAGAAGGUUGCCGAGAAACAUCUGUGCUCAUCCAGUGAAGUGGACAUGAUCCGUCUGCAGCUCAAACUGCAGGGCAGCAUCAGCGUCCAGGGUUGUGUUAAUGCAGGGCCACUUGCAUACGCGCGCUUUCUUGAUGAUACAAGUGCCAAGAAGUAUCCUGAUAACAAGGUGAAACAGCUGAAAGAAGUCUUCAGGCAUUUCGUGGAGGCCUGCGGCCAUGGACUAGGCGUUAAUGAGCGACUGAUCAAAGAGGAUCAACAGGAGUACCACGAUGAGAUGAAAGCGAACUACAGAGACCUCGCCAGAGAGCUGUCAAUCAUCAUGCGCGAGCAAAUCAGGUCCAGUGGAGAUGGCAUGAAGAAGCAUUCUUCACACUCGCUUCAAAUCUUUAACGCCAUCAGCGGCACACCGACCAGUGCCACCAUCCACGGCAUCCCCAACUCUUCGUCUGUGGUAUGAUGGUAGCCUGCAGCGCCCCCCUACGCUUGGCCAAACAGGCACAUCAGUGACGCCAUGUUGCACCUUUGUGUGAGUGAAUUUCCAGCUUCAAUCGGCUUAAAGGGAAACUGACACAAGCACAAACUUGAUUCCUUUGCUGAGUGUCUUCCCUUCGUGGAGGCACUGGACCUAUUUAAUGUGCUGCCUGGUAAACAGUGACAGUUCUGGGGUUUUGUUUGUGUUGUGUGUGUGUGUGAGACAGUGGAAGAAAGCAAGGCCGUCACUCUGGCUAGAAAUGCGAGACAACCUGUGAUGUCUGUGCAUGUUCAAAAAGGACAUGACAUGAGGUGUAGCCUAUUUGUGUGGCAGAAGACAUUCCUCUUUGGACCUAAAUAUGCAUGUCCCUAGCCCUCCCAGCAGUGCCUUUUUGUUUAUUUUGAUAAUAAGAUUUCUAUGUACAGUUUUGUUUUUAUAUAUAUAAAUCUCUUUUAUGAUUGCUACACGCUGCAAGUGCACACGUCAAACACUUAUUCUCUUUGCAGCUGAAGAUAUAUUUUCUACAAAAAUUUCCAAAACCCACCUCCUGUGAAUUACGUUCGUAUUCAAAACUUAUAAUCAGAUCAUGUCUUAGACAGAGGAGUUUUUUACAUAUUUAAACGUACUGCAUAAAAUAAGUAUAUUCCAAGUUGUUUAUUGAUGUACAUAAAAAAGGAAUGUGUGGCAAUAUUUUAAGUUUUUUCCUGUGGGGCUCAGACACUGUAAAGAUGAUGUUCACCUUCUGUGGCCAAAGCGGUGAGGUGUGGAACCAAAACUACGCCGACUGUGGAAGUAAUAUAAGCUUUUUACCAUUUUAGUGUUUUAAUGUUGAGCAAUUGUUUUAUAUUCAGGUCACUGUUGUUUUUUUUUUGUUUUUUUUUUUUGUUUUUUUUUUGUUUUUUUUAGUUAACACAGAGUCACUGUUCUGCUGUAAACAGAUGUUCCUAACACUUUUCUUUAAAUAAAAUUCACUGAUGUAAA
Molecule: messenger RNA, 7364 nt
Organism: Thalassophryne amazonica
Lineage: Eukaryota; Metazoa; Chordata; Actinopteri; Batrachoidiformes; Batrachoididae
Product: dedicator of cytokinesis protein 9
Biological process (GO): small GTPase-mediated signal transduction; positive regulation of GTPase activity
Molecular function (GO): guanyl-nucleotide exchange factor activity
Source: RefSeq, a predicted model, not a curated record